GGAUCCCGGGACGCGGCGCCCCGGGGGUGGAGGGCGAAGGAACGCGGCGAUGGCCCCAGGGGAACUCUCGGGGUCCGCGGUCCUGGCCGCCGCUGUCUUCGUGGGAGGCACCGUGAGUUCGCCGCUAGUGGCCCCGGAGAUGAGGAAACAGAUUUACUGAGGCCUCACCAGGGUGAAGAGAAGUGAAAUGUCUCACGUCACAGAGGAGGGGAAACCGCAGCUAGACGGAUGUUCCUUCUUCAAUGUUCUCUAACAGUAUUAUGUGAAAUUGUAGGCACUGUAUGCUCAGCACCACAGACAAUGGUGGCAGCCGCACGCUGCACUCCAGAACAGAGACCACCCCGGCACCCACCAACAAUACUGGGAACGGACACCCAGAGUAUAUCGCGUAUGCGCUGGUCCCUGUGUUCUUCAUCAUGGGUCUGUUUGGUGUCCUCAUCUGCCACCUGCUUAAGAAGAAGGGCUAUCGUUGUACAACAGAAGCCGAGCAAGAGGUGGAAGAGGAAAAGGUUGAAAAGAUAGAGUUGAAUGACAGUGUAAAUGAAAACAGUGACACCGUUGGGCAGAUUGUCCACUACAUCAUGAAAAACGAAGCAAACGUUGAUAUUUUAAAGGCAAUGGUAGCAGAUAACAGCCUGGGUGACCCUGAAAGCCCAGUGACUCCCAGCACUCCUGGGAGCCCACCUGUGAGCCCUGGGCCCUUGUCACCAGGAGGCACCCCGGGGAAGCAUAUCUGCGGCCACCAUCUGCACACAGUGGGCGGUGCUGUCGAGAGGGACGUGUGUCAUCGGUGUCGGCACAAACGGUGGCACUUCAUAAGACCCACCAACAAGUCCAAACAGGGCCAUGCAAGGCGUCAGGGAGAGGUCACUGUCCUCUCUGUUGGCAGGUUCAGAGUGACGAAAGUGGAACCCAAGUCAAAUCAGAAGGAGCGGAGAAGUUUGAUGUCAGUCAGUGGGACCGACAGCGUCAAUGGAGAGGUGCCUGUGACACCUGUGAAGAGAGACCUAAGUGACACAGAGUAGCAGGGGUGACUUGAUUUGAAGAGUUCUAAGACAUUGAAGACUUACAAGAUAAGAUGUUGCCUGAGGAGUUUUUUAAAAUUUUUAUACAGUUUCUAUUGAGGGGCCCGCAGACAUGGGGAUAAAAGCUAAAAGGGAAUAUUUGUGCUAUGCUGGAUACAGAAUUCAGUUUGCUUGGAAACAAGUUUUGGGUUAAAAAGUCUAAUGGAAAAUUUAUUACAUUUCCAGUGAAGAAAAGAGCUCAUUUUUUUCAAUUUUUCCCAACCACCAUACCUCCCAAUGCCCCAUCCCUGGCCUUGGUACACCUUGCAAUUUUUCCAGCAUGAUCACUCUGUGCAGGGGAACUAUUCAUGUGCGGUCCAAGCUGAUGCGAGGGGGUGUUGAUGUGUGAGUGUGUGGGAGUGCGCACACAUACGCACACGCACACACAUCUGGGUGCACGUGCCUCUGUUCUCCCAACCUGUAGGUCUCAUUUUGCAGCUCAUUGCAAGAAGACCCUCUUGCACUUUAACUGUGACAGAAGAUAAAGAUGAAGCUUCUGUGGUGAACGGUGACUGCAGGUAGUCUGGUCUAGCCCUGAGAGAUCAGCCCCCCAGGAGGUCAUGGAGUCAGAGGGAACCGGAUGCCAGACUUUGCAUCUUGGACCCAGAAGUCAACAUUAACUCACCACCACUGUGCCACUCCUAGGUCGCUGAUAAAAUAUUGAGAAUAUAUUUUUUUUAAACUUGCACUAAGCAAUUCUUACUUAGUCCAUUGAAUAAAGGGGGACAAUAGUUUCAAGUGACUAAAAACAAAACAACAAAAUGCCUGUUUUGACGACCCAAGGCCAAAAGAAAACAAACACACCCAACUUUCCCUGUAAACUGGGCCCGCACCGUCCUCUGGCCUGUUUUCCUUCGGCACUUCCUAUUUCACAUCUUGCAACCGAGGCUUGUAAUUGAAAUGAUUCUUGAGGGUUACAUUUCCCUCGGAGCCUGGAAAACCCCACUUUUAUGUAUUUAUAUGUUUAGCUAUGCAGUGUACGAACCCCCGUGAGAACCAGAGAACCUCUCUGACCGUUGUGGGCGGGGGGCUGGGAGCCCCCACUUACAGGUGGGUUUCCAACCCCUGCCCCCGAGUCAGUGUUGGUGUGGUUGGUAUGGUGCCCGGGGCACUUUUGUUCUGUCAGAGAGAAAGAGCAUCUUUCUCAUUUCACCCCCCACCGAGGAUUUCCAUAAAAAUGUCAUUUAAGAUAUUUACUGUAAAUUUACUCAUUCCAUUCUGUUUCUGGCAUCAAACUACAAAUUUCCAACCUUUGAAAAUGAAUGGUAGGUCCAAUUUCAUGUGAAUUUUUUCUGAUAACUGAUAAGAGCUGUGUAUGUGUCCAUGUAUCUACACAGCGGACUGGGGGCCGACGGUAUGGAGAGAAAUUCCACUGACAUCCGGAAAGGAGCAGAAGACUUUUGGGGUGUGUAUUAGUGUAAAUACAAUAUGUGCAGUCUAGACCAAUAGGUUUAGCUUAAAAAAAAAACAAACAAACAUCAUUUUUGGCUUGAAAAAUACAAUGCCCUCAAGUGGUGAGGGACAAAUGUAAGAUAUUCUUCAGCUUUAAUUAUUUUUUAAUUUUAUUCAGGUCAGAGCACUUUUUUUAUAGCAAUACAACAGGCAAGAGAAUACUCAAAAAUAUUUAAAAUUGUGUUUAUACCAAGAGUACGUUUUAAAUAUUUUCUAAUACUUGAGCAAUUUUUGUCUGGCUGGCUUCCAAACAUGCCAAAAGUUAAGCAUUCAAUAUUUUAACACAUAAGCUUUUUACUAAUAAGAGUUCUUAAGUGUUCCCAAAGCAACUGAUGUUUACAGGGCUUGUGUUCUUCUUCCUUCUGUGGAAGGACGGGGGGUCCACAUCAAACUACUAUACAAAACACUAACGAUGGGCUGACUUCUGGUAUACUGAGUGGGUUGGCUACCACCUUGAUGUAAAAAUUUGUAAAGGAAAUUUUUCACCAUUUUGAGUGUCAAAUGUAUUUUUAACUGUCUGGUUUGUACUUUUACGACUUUUGUACUUCCAAAGCAGAGUUAAAAAUAAAAAUGUUAAACACGUUGUGCUGUU
Messenger RNA from Ailuropoda melanoleuca (giant panda), 3108 nucleotides. RefSeq names its product RELT like 1 (gene RELL1). Gene Ontology annotation, biological process: positive regulation of p38MAPK cascade. Gene Ontology annotation, cellular component: plasma membrane. The record is from RefSeq and is a predicted model, not a curated record. The transcript has 8 exons. The coding region runs from base 282 to 1025 and encodes 247 amino acids. Lineage: Eukaryota; Metazoa; Chordata; Mammalia; Carnivora; Ursidae.